Messenger RNA from Oncorhynchus keta (chum salmon), 4019 nucleotides. Its product is annotated as sortilin-like. The transcript is spliced from 20 exons. NCBI's taxonomy places the organism in Eukaryota, Metazoa, Chordata, Actinopteri, Salmoniformes, Salmonidae. Gene Ontology annotation, molecular function: protein binding. Gene Ontology annotation, biological process: vesicle organization; endocytosis; Golgi to endosome transport. Gene Ontology annotation, cellular component: membrane; Golgi apparatus. The record is from RefSeq and is a predicted model, not a curated record. Bases 409 to 2865 code for a protein of 818 amino acids.
UCUGCAAAGGUGUGUAAUAUCCAUCCCAUAGACACAAUUUCAUGCACCGUUACAUUGUAUAAUUUUUGGACAAGGAGUUGCACGGUGGACAAUUGGACCUAAUGUAUCUCGGCACAUUAGUGCGUCUGAUUUGUUGUUAGCUGGGGACUUCCGACAUUUUUUUUCCGCGCAUCGGGACGUAAAACUAAGCGCCCUGGAGACUGGAGCGCACCGCCUCAAAUAGUCUAUGACCCAUGCAGAGCAUACAAAGCCCGAAGUAGGCUACCACUCGCUGUCAGGACUACUGUUUGUGUUGAUGUCAUCGGCGGCCGUGUUCGAACCGGAGCGUCCCACGAUUUCUCGUCAGGAUUACUAGAAUAACAAAAAUAUAUCGCACAAUAAUAGUCGUGUUUUUGGCCAACAGUGAAUAUGGGAGUUCUGGCGCACUGUGUUAUUAUUUUUAUAUUCCAGCAUUUGACGUCAUCUUAUGAUUUUAAAGAAGGACUAUAUAACAGCGGCCAGUAUGAAUUUGUGAAAGAUCCCAGUUUGAAUAUCGAAAAGAGAUCACCAGAUUUAGAUCCGUUUGAUUCUGAAUCAUCCGACCACAUUAGGAGCAGAAGAAGUGCGGAUCAAGGAGACUGUAACCGUCUCCAGGGAUUCGACACCAAGUUGACUAACAACACCCAAACCUAUUCCUUCAAUGACCUGAGUGGGUCCGUGUCACUGGCCUGGGUUGGAGACGCCACCGGGGUCAUCCUGGCUCUGACAACAUUCCAGGUGCCGUUCUUCAUGUUGCGGUUCGGUCAGUCUAAACUCUAUCGAAGUGAGAACUACGGGAAGUCGUUCCAGGAUGUCACUAACCUCAUCAACAACACUUUCAUCCGGACAGAGUUCGGCAUCGCCAUCGGACCAGAGAACUCUGGGAAGGUGAUCCUGACAGGUGACGUGUCUGGCAGCCUGGGAUCUCGUAUCUUUAUCUCCAGAGACUUUGGGAACAGCUUUGAGCAGCAGGACCUUCCUUUCAACCCCCUGAUGCAGAUCAUAUACAACCCCAUAGACGCCAACGUUCUCCUGGUCAUCAGCAACACUAAUGAACUCUGGCUGUCUGAGGACUUUGGGGAGAAGUGGAGGAAGAUCCACGACAUGGUGUGUCUGGCCAAAUGGGGGAUGGACAGUAACCUAUUCUUUACCACCAACCUCAAUGGAUCCUGCAAUGAAAGGGGGAUGCUCGACUUGAGAAAGACGGCAGACUACGGGAAGACCAUCAAGACUGUUGCCAUUAAAAUCUUCUCUUUCGGCCUGGGGGGAAAGUUCCUGUUUGCUUCUGUUAUGACUGGAACUGGCACUCUGAGGAUGAUCCAUGUGUCGACUAACCAGGGGGAGGAUUGGAACAUGGCUCAGCUGCCUCCGGUUGGCCACGAGGAGUUCUAUUCUAUCUUGUCAGCCAAUGACGACAUGGUGUUCAUGCACGUGGAUGAGCCAGGAGACACGGGCUACGGCAGCAUCUACGUGUCAGACGACAGGGGUACGGUGUACUCUAAGUCUCUGGAGCGUCACCUCUACACCACCACAGGGGGAGACACCGACUUCACCAACGUUACCUCUCUACGAGGGGUCUUCAUCACCAGCAUACUGGCAGAGGACGGCUCGGUGCAGUCCGUGGUGUCCUUCGACCAGGGAGGGGAAUGGGUGCCCCUGCAGAAGCCUGCCAACACCAAGUGUGACUCCACAGCCAAAGACCCCGACAAGUGCAGUCUCCACAUCCACGCAGCUUACAGCACGGCUAUGAAGCUGAACGUCCCCAUGCUGCCUCUCAGUGAACCAAACGCUGUAGGACUCAUCAUGGCGCACGGGAGUGUGGGCGAUGCCAUCUCUGUGAUGAAGCCUGACGUGUUCGUGUCAGAUGAUGGAGGUUACACCUGGCUACAGGCCCUGGAGGGACCUCACCACUAUGCCAUCCUGGACUCUGGUGGACUCCUGGUGGCCGUGGAGCACUCUGCUCAGCCCAUCAAAGACAUCAAGUUUUCCACUGACGAGGGCCAGUGCUGGCACGUUCACCAGUUCACCAGCGAUCCCAUCCACUUCACAGGGCUAGCGUCGGAGCCGGGGGCGAGGUCUAUGAACGUCAGUGUCUGGGGCUACAGAGACUCUCUGCUCAGUCAGUACUGGGUAUCAGUCACCAUCGACUUCAGAGAGCUGCUCACGAGAGACUGUGAGGACCAAGACUACGUGCAGUGGCUGGCGCACUCUGAUGACAUCAGCGACCCUAACGACGGCUGUAUGCUGGGUUACAAGGAGAAGUUCCUGCGUCUGAGGAAGGCCUCUGUCUGCUUGAACGGACGGGACUACGAGGUCGACAAGCAACCCGCCCCUUGUCUCUGCACCCUGGACGACUUUCUGUGUGACUUUGGGUACUAUCGUAAAGAGAACAGCUCCGAGUGUGUGGAGCAGCCGGACCUGAAGGGCCACGUUCUGGAGUUCUGUCUGCAAGGCAAGAAGGAGCUGCUGCAGACCAGAGGCUAUAGGAAGAUCCCUGGGGAUAAGUGUGAGGGAGGAACACAGCCGGAAAGAAAAGAGAUCGACCUCAGUAAGAGGUGUGUCAAUGACCUACUGGGACCUCAGGAACUACUGACGGGCGGCCAUCUGUCCAGCUCAGCGGCCAUCGUAGUGACGGUUCUGAUCAUUGUCCUGCUCAGUGUCGUGGCCGGGUUCCUCUUUGUCAAGAAGUACGUCUGCGGUGGAAGGUUCCUGGUACACAGGUACUCUGUCCUACAGCAGCAUGCUGAGGCCCAGGGAGACGGAGUCGACGAGCCAUUAGACAGCAACCACACUCGGGCUAGCAACAAGACCGGCUUACACGAUUCAGACGAGGAUCUUCUGGAGUAACAGGUGGCAUUUUCAGCUACCAGGAGGAACCCCUAGCCUCCUGUCUCUCCUUUACAACCUAGAAGCUCCUGCAGCUACCAGGGGAAUCUAGUCUCCUGUCUGUCCUUAGGCUCACUGCUCUAUAUUGAAGAACAAGUUUGUCCUAUGUGUACACCGAGGCUCGCUGCUGCUCUCUCUUCUUCACUUCCUGUUACUUCCUCCUUCUCCCCUCCACCAUGACCCUUUAACUCUUAACCCCUGACCUUACAUCGCCUGGUGGAGAGUCCUUCUAACGCAGCUCUCAUCAGUGAGGUAUCCAAUGAGGCUUUCUGUUCUGAGUGAAACACACAUACAGAGUUCAGCAGGAGAGCAACGGGGGCCAGUAAGUAGUGUUGUUGUGGUUGAUUUUAGAAUGUAUUCUACCAAGUUCCUUUGGGAACAAUUGAGUGAUGGAAUGUGGUGGUUCUGGACUACUGGUGAACAUUUAAAUAAUGGACCUCUGGAACUGCUGUGUAGAAGCUGUUUUUAUCAUCAUCAGCAUCUUCUCUUAACAACAUAAAGCAAUCUUUUUUUCAACCAAGUGAACAUAAACAACAUUACGGGUUAUACACGCUUGGGACUGGGGCUCUUGGGAAUAUUACGUAUACGCUUCUAAUGAAGACUUCCUGUUUCCCCCCCUACACAGCUUUCCUUUUUUCAUUGAUGUGACAGAGUCAGGGACAUGGUACAUGGGUUGCUGUUGGGUACUGUGGCUUGGAAUAAUUAUUUGUAAGUAUUUUGCCUAAGUAAUAAGAUGCAAGUGGAAAUAUUUAUAAGCAUUUAAAGUUGGAUAGCAAUAACAUGUUUUUAGAUCCACUGUAUCAACACUAAGCUUUCAUAGCAGGAGUGAAUGUCCUCCAAACUAGACUGAACUAAAGUGACGUAUCCUAACCUGAGAAAUGUGUACCUGACUCAAACUUUCACCUCCUAAAUCAUGCAUUUCAAUGGGGUAAUACAAAUGUGUUGCGUGCAUGUAUUUCAAAUUAUAAUUUGGCUGUGGAACACUGUCCUUUUUUGUUGUUGUAUUUGAAAACUGUCUGUUUUAGUUAGUCAGAGGGAGAAAAUCUAGUGUACAAAUAGCUAUUGGCCUUACGCCUCUUCAUUUCUCAAUAAAAUAAUUCUUACUUGUGUUUUAA